AACCCAGCCACCUGCACCUGCAGAUCGGCUACAAGGUGGAACGUCACAUGUGCGACGGGGACAUCGUCAUCUUCAACCGGCAGCCCACCCUGCACAAGAUGUCCAUGAUGGGCCACAGGGUCAGGAUCCUGCCCUGGUCCACCUUCCGCCUGAACCUCAGUGUCACCACGCCCUACAACGCCGAUUUCGACGGCGACGAGAUGAACCUGCACCUGCCGCAGUCGCUGGAGACGCGGGCGGAGAUCCAGGAGCUGGCCAUGGUGCCCAGGAUGAUCGUCACCCCCCAGAGCAACCGGCCCGUCAUGGGCAUCGUGCAGGACACGCUGACGGCCGUGCGCAAGUUCACCAAGAGGGACGUCUUCCUCGAGAGGGGCGAGGUGAUGAACCUGCUGAUGUUCCUGUCCACGUGGGACGGCAAGGUGCCCCAGCCGGCCAUCCUGAAGCCGCGGCCGCUGUGGACGGGGAAGCAGAUCUUCUCGCUCAUCAUCCCCGGCCACAUCAACUGCAUCCGCACGCACAGCACGCACCCCGACGACGAGGACAGCGGCCCCUACAAGCACAUCUCGCCCGGGGACACCAAGGUGAUCGUGGAGAACGGGGAGCUCAUCAUGGGCAUCCUCUGCAAGAAGUCCCUGGGGACCUCGGCCGGGUCCCUGGUGCACAUCUCCUACCUGGAGAUGGGACACGACACCACGCGGCUCUUCUACAGCAACAUCCAGACGGUCAUCAACAACUGGCUGCUCAUCGAGGGUCACACCAUCGGCAUUGGAGACUCCAUCGCCGACGCCAAGACCUACCAGGACAUCCAGAACACCAUCAAGAAGGCCAAGCAGGACGUGAUCGAGGUGAUCGAGAAGGCGCACAACAACGAGCUGGAGCCCACGCCGGGGAACACCCUGCGCCAGACCUUCGAGAACCAGGUCAACCGCAUCCUCAACGACGCGCGCGACAAGACCGGCUCCUCGGCCCAGAAGUCCCUGUCCGAGUACAACAACUUCAAGUCCAUGGUGGUCUCGGGGGCCAAGGGCUCCAAGAUCAACAUCUCCCAGGUGAUCGCGGUGGUGGGGCAGCAGAACGUGGAGGGCAAGCGGAUCCCGUUCGGCUUCAAGCACCGCACGCUGCCGCACUUCAUCAAGGACGACUACGGCCCCGAGAGCCGCGGCUUCGUGGAGAACUCGUACCUGGCCGGGCUCACCCCCACCGAGUUCUUCUUCCACGCCAUGGGCGGCCGCGAGGGGCUCAUCGACACGGCCGUCAAAACCGCCGAGACCGGGUACAUCCAGCGGCGGCUGAUCAAGUCCAUGGAGUCGGUGAUGGUCAAGUACGACGCCACGGUGAGGAACUCCAUCAACCAGGUGGUGCAGCUGCGCUACGGCGAGGACGGGCUGGCCGGCGAGAGCGUCGAGUUCCAGAACCUGGCCACGCUCAAACCCUCCAACAAGGCCUUCGAGAAGAAGUUCAAGUUUGACUACACCAACGAGCGGGCGCUGCGCCGGACGCUGCAGGAGGAGCUGGUCAAGGACAUCCUGUCCAACGCCCACAUCCAGAACGAGCUGGAGCGCGAGUUCGACCGCAUGCGCGAGGACAGGGAGGUCCUCAGGGUCAUCUUCCCCACCGGGGACAGCAAGGUGGUGCUCCCCUGUAACCUGCUCCGCAUGAUCUGGAACGCGCAGAAGAUUUUCCACAUCAACUCCCGGCUGCCCUCGGACCUGCACCCGGUCAAGGUGGUCGAGGGGGUGAAGGAGCUGAGCCGCAAGCUGGUGAUCGUCAACGGGGAGGACCCUCUGAGCCGGCAGGCGCAGGAGAACGCGACGCUGCUCUUCAACAUCCACCUGCGCUCCACGCUCUGCAGCCGCCGCAUGGUGGAGGAGUUCCGGCUCAGCGGGGAGGCCUUCGACUGGCUGCUGGGCGAGAUCGAGUCCAAGUUCAACCAGGCCAUCGCGCACCCCGGGGAGAUGGUGGGCGCGCUGGCCGCGCAGUCGCUGGGCGAGCCGGCCACGCAGAUGACCCUCAACACCUUCCACUACGCGGGGGUGUCGGCCAAGAACGUCACGCUGGGCGUGCCGCGCCUCAAGGAGCUCAUCAACAUCUCCAAGAAGCCCAAGACGCCGUCGCUGACCGUGUUCCUGCUGGGCCAGAGCGCCCGCGACGCCGAGCGCGCCAAGGACAUCCUGUGCCGCCUGGAGCACACCACGCUGCGCAAGGUGACGGCCAACACCGCCAUCUACUACGACCCCAACCCGCAGAGCACGGUGGUGGCCGAGGACCAGGAGUGGGUCAACGUCUACUACGAGAUGCCCGACUUCGACGUCAGCCGCAUCUCGCCGUGGCUGCUGCGCGUCGAGCUGGACCGCAAGCACAUGACCGACCGCAAGCUGACCAUGGAGCAGAUCGCCGAGAAGAUCAACGCCGGCUUCGGCGACGACCUCAACUGCAUCUUCAACGACGACAACGCCGAGAAGCUGGUGCUGCGCAUCCGCAUCAUGAACAGCGACGAGAACAAGAUGCAGGAGGAGGAGGAGGUGGUGGACAAGAUGGACGACGACGUCUUCCUGCGCUGCAUCGAGUCCAACAUGCUGACGGACAUGACGCUGCAGGGCAUCGAGCAGAUCAGCAAGGUGUACAUGCACCUGCCGCAGACGGACAACAAGAAGAAGAUCAUCAUCACCGAGGACGGCGAGUUCAAGGCUCUCCAGGAGUGGAUCCUGGAGACCGACGGCGUCAGCCUGAUGCGGGUGCUGAGCGAGAAGGACGUGGACCCCGUGCGCACCACGUCCAACGACAUCGUGGAGAUCUUCACCGUUCUGGGCAUCGAGGCGGUGCGCAAGGCGCUGGAGCGGGAGCUCUACCACGUCAUCUCCUUCGACGGCUCCUACGUCAACUACCGGCACCUGGCGCUGCUGUGCGACACCAUGACCUCCAGGGGACACCUGAUGGCCAUCACCCGGCACGGCGUCAACCGCCAGGACACCGGGCCGCUCAUGAAGUGCUCCUUCGAGGAGACGGUCGACGUCCUGAUGGAGGCGGCCGCCCACGGGGAGAGCGACCCCAUGAAGGGCGUGUCCGAGAACAUCAUGCUGGGCCAGCUGGCCCCGGCCGGCACCGGCUGCUUCGACCUCCUGCUGGACGCCGAGAAGUGCAAGCACGGCAUGGAGAUCCCCAGCGCCCUGCCCGGGCUCGGCGUCGGCGGCCCCACCGGGAUGUUCUUCGGCUCCGCCCCCAGCCCCAUGGGGGGGAUGUCCCCGGCCAUGACCCCCUGGAACCAGGGGGCCACCCCGGCCUACGGAGCCUGGUCCCCCAGCGUGGGCAGCGGGAUGACCCCGGGCGGGGCCGGGUUCUCCCCCAGCGCCGCCUCCGACGCCUCCGGGUUCAGCCCCGGUUACUCCCCGGCCUGGUCACCAACACCCGGCUCACCGGGGUCACCCGGGCCCUCCAGCCCCUACAUCCCCUCCCCCGGUGGCGCCAUGUCCCCCAGCUACAGCCCGACGUCCCCCGCCUACGAGCCGCGGUCGCCGGGGGGCUACACCCCACAGAGCCCCAGCUACAGCCCCACGUCCCCCAGCUACAGCCCCACAUCUCCCAGCUACAGCCCCACCUCGCCCAACUACAGCCCCACCUCGCCCAGCUACAGCCCCACCUCUCCCAGUUACAGCCCGACCUCGCCCAGUUACAGCCCGACCUCGCCCAGUUACAGCCCCACGUCCCCGAGCUACAGCCCCACGUCCCCCAGCUACAGCCCCACCUCGCCCAGCUACAGCCCGACAUCGCCCAGCUACAGCCCCACAUCUCCCAGCUACAGCCCCACUUCCCCCAGUUACAGCCCGACCUCGCCGAGCUACAGCCCCACCUCUCCCAGUUACAGCCCCACUUCCCCCAGUUACAGCCCAACCUCUCCCAGCUACAGCCCGACCUCACCCAGCUACAGCCCCACCUCACCCAACUACAGCCCCACCAGCCCCAACUACACCCCGACCUCUCCCAGUUACAGCCCCACCUCUCCCAGUUACAGCCCCACCAGCCCCAACUACACCCCGACCUCACCCAACUACAGCCCCACCUCCCCCAGCUACAGCCCCACCUCCCCCAGUUACAGCCCCACGUCCCCCAGCUACAGCCCGUCCAGCCCCCGCUACACCCCGCAGUCGCCCACCUACACCCCCAGCAGCCCCAGCUACAGCCCCAGCAGCCCCAGCUACAGCCCCACGUCCCCCAAGUACACCCCGACCAGCCCCAGCUACAGCCCCAGCUCCCCCGAGUACACCCCGACCUCGCCCAAGUACAGCCCCACCUCGCCCAAGUACAGCCCCACGUCCCCCAAGUACAGCCCCACCUCGCCCACCUACAGCCCCACCACGCCCAAGUACAGCCCCACGUCGCCCACCUACAGCCCCACCUCGCCCGUCUACACCCCGACGUCGCCCAAGUACAGCCCCACCUCGCCCACCUACAGCCCCACGUCACCCAAGUACAGCCCGACGUCGCCCACCUACAGCCCCACAUCGCCCAAGGGCUCCACGUACAGCCCCACGUCCCCCGGCUACAGCCCCACGUCGCCCACGUACAGCCUCACCAGCCCGGCCAUCAGCCCCGACGACAGCGACGACGACAACUGAGGGCUCCGACUGUGGGCACGGGGGUGGUGCAGCCCAAAAACAUCCCCGGAUCCCUGUGGGGACGGGGGUGGUACAACCCAAAAAC
Messenger RNA from Melozone crissalis (California towhee), 4698 nucleotides. Its product is annotated as DNA-directed RNA polymerase II subunit RPB1. The record is from RefSeq and is a predicted model, not a curated record. NCBI's taxonomy places the organism in Eukaryota, Metazoa, Chordata, Aves, Passeriformes, Passerellidae. The transcript is spliced from 22 exons. Bases 48 to 4613 code for a protein of 1521 amino acids. Gene Ontology annotation, molecular function: DNA binding. Gene Ontology annotation, biological process: transcription by RNA polymerase II. Gene Ontology annotation, cellular component: RNA polymerase II, core complex.